Messenger RNA from Salvelinus fontinalis (brook trout), 4509 nucleotides. RefSeq names its product rho guanine nucleotide exchange factor 33-like. Bases 1263 to 3626 code for a protein of 787 amino acids. Gene Ontology annotation, molecular function: guanyl-nucleotide exchange factor activity. The record is from RefSeq and is a predicted model, not a curated record. The transcript is spliced from 15 exons. NCBI's taxonomy places the organism in Eukaryota, Metazoa, Chordata, Actinopteri, Salmoniformes, Salmonidae.
AGUUGCCAUGGUAACAUAACGUUUACGGAAGUGUAGAGCGCAACAAAAUCAGCUGGACCAGCACGUAAAAAGAGAGUAAGAUAUAGUCAUGUUUGAACUAGCAACACAUCCCAAAUGUGUAGACUGGCUUCACAGCCAGACAGACAGCUAAAGUUAGCAAGCCAGCUAAUGACUCAACAUUAAGUAACUUGUCAAAGCAUCACAAAAAUGUCAGGUGAGUUGCUAGCCAAGUAAAACUCCACUGUGUACUUGACGGUCAGUUGAUGUGAAGUACAUCGUGGAGUUAAGUUUUACUGGCUAGUUAGCUAUCUAGCUACCACAGGAGGUUGGUGGCACUUUAAUUGGGGAGGAUGGGAUCGUGGUAAUGGCUGUAGAAGAAUAAGCAGGAUGGUAUCAAAUACAUCAACCACAUGGUUUGAUGCCAUUCCAUUCACUCUGUUCCUUAUAAUGUCAUUAUUAAUUAAGUGUUUUUCCUGCAGAGAAGAAAGGAAAGGCCACAGAAAGCAAAGGUAAAGACCAGACUUCACAGACCAUCCUAUGUAUAUCCUAAAUAUUGUACAUUUUUGUGCUUUAGGCCAACUAUUAUCCUAUGUAUCAGCUUAUGUUUUGAACUCCAAUCAUAUAUUUCAUUUCAGAGGAACGCAGUUUGAAAGUAUCCUAUAUUUUCCAGAAUGGUGACAGAUAUGGGAAGUCAUCAUAUCAUAUUGACACAGUAACAUUAGAUUUUUGAUUCGAACUGUUAGAACCACGUGUUAUAACCAGCUACAUUGUGGGCUGUCAUCACCAGAAGGUGAGUGCUGCAGGUCCACAGAGGAAUAUGUGUUGAGGAGUGGCAUAGGCAAACAUGGUUUCAGGGUGGGUACUUUGCUGUGAGUGGACAGUGCUCCCUCUAUUCAAUAUGAAGGCAGAGGGACUCUGGAGCAUCCCUCUGGGGCAAUGUAUGAAGGGGACUUGUACCACGGCACUGGGACAUACAGAUUCCCUGAUGGGACCAAAUAUUGCAGAAGCAAGAACAGGUAAACCCAUGACUUUAGCAUGUUCACUUUUUCCUGUCAUAUGUAGAUAUAGGCUAGAAGUGAAUGUUAGGCUAGGCCUAUGGCUAACUAUGGCUCUAUUUGUUGUUUUUGACUAGGUUGGAGGGUGAUGGGAAGUUCACAGAUUCUCAGAGACUUGUUUGGACUGGAGGCAUCCACAACAAGGCAGCUCCUGGCUUGAAACUUAAACUCAACAUGUAACCCAUGACAUGAUAACAAGACCAGGAAAUGGAGGAGGCCAACCUGGAGAUUGCUCAGCUGCAGGCCUUGGUGGUGGAGCUGCGUACGGGGCUGCAGGGAGUGUUACAGGACGUGUCUGCGCUGCAGCAGAGGGACAGAGGUCUGGAGGAGAGGGCUCAGGGCCAGCAGAGCGACGUGGAUGACAGGAUCAUGGGAAUCAGGAACUCCCUCAACACAUUUAAGGAGGACCUGAGCGGUGCUCUAUCCCAGAUCAAAGAGGUUACCAGCAGACAGAAAGAGCUACAGAAAGGCCUGGAGCUCCUCCAAUCAGAGACCGGCAGAGAGAUCCUGUCCGUUCCACAGAGGAAAAGCUCCAAAGGGGACUGCAUUGGGGAGGGGCAUGGGUUUCUCUCCAACCAGACAGAGCUCAAUGUCAUCCAGCAUUACUUUGCCAGCCUACCCAGCGGCUCUCCACAGAUGAGCACAGCCUCCACACAGACCUCUAACUCAGAGCAGGACGCAGCCAGUGGCCAGCCCCAGAGAGCUCAGUCCAAGUCUCCAGUGUGGAGAGAAAGGAAAGAGAGCCGAGACGACACGGAUGCACAGAGCGUCCCAGAGAACGGUAAGAGGCAGGUUGCUGCCCUGGAGCUGUUGGAGUCAGAAAGGGUAUAUGUGUCAUACCUGUCUCUGCUGCUGAAAGCCAACAUCACCUUCAACAGCUCAGAAGCCCUCCACACCAAAGACAAACGGCCAUUCCCCAGUUCUCUACGCUUCCUCAUCCAGCAACACCUGGAGCUUCUCCACACCCUGCAGGAGAGGGUCCUCAAGUGCCAGUGGCAGGGCAUCAUGGGAGAUGUAUUCAUGAGGCUCACCAGCAAAGAGAGUGAUUUCCUGGACUUCUACGUGUCGUAUCUUAAGGAGCUGCCUGAAUGUCUCUCUGUGGUCAGCAUGUUGACCACCACCUCACUAAAAGCAGCCGGCCUGUUUGAGGGUGACAUCAUGGGGGACGAGACACACCCCUCUCUCCACACUCUGCUCCUCCAGCCAGUACAAAGGAUACCUGAGUACCUUCUGCUGCUGCAGACCCUGUUGAAGCAGACAGAUGCAGAGCACCCUGACUACUACCUGCUGCUGCUGUGCAUCCAGCAGUUCAGUGCCUUCACUGCCCAGUACGCCCACCUACUGCAGCACAACCAAGAGCUGCUCCUGCACAACCGCAAGGAGCUCAAGAGGUCAGCUUCUGAUCCAGGCUCAGAUUUGGUAUUUUGGUCAACUAUGAAGCAGUUCUUCAAAAACGUGGACUGUGGUAACGUUAUGCAAGCCAAUGAGAUGGGUUCUCCUUACCCCAGCAGCAAUGCAAUGCUAGAGCAUGCCAACCAGGUGAAACGCAGCAAGCAGAGGCUCCUGGAGCAGAUCCAGUCUAGACGCUUUCAGGACUGGGAGAGUGAGGCCCACCACUCCGACUCUGCCAUCCCGUUUUUCUCCCCUGACACCGACCCUCGCCUCAAACCCCCAUGCCUGCAGAGCAUCCCUGAGAUGGGGUCAUCAGAGCGGCUGCCCAGCAAACGGCUGCCCCCAGGCUCAGCCAUGGCCGAUGCCCUGGGGCAGUUCCUUCUCCCUGGGGAUGCCCCGGGCUUGGAGGGUCUGUAUGAGGACACAAACUCAUCUCUUCACAACAUGUCCAUGUUUGACCAAUGCUCCAGCGCUUCCUCUGACUCUAGCAUCGACAUUGCCUUUGUGCGCUGCCCCAAGAGCCACCAGGCCGUCCGUGAGGUCUACAACAGCGGGGGCAGCCGGGAAAGUGGGUACAAGCAGCUGCCUGGUCGGGGGUGCGUGUCUCCAGACGAGGCUGGAAUGAUGCGAGUUCACCACCACCGCCCCCUGCAGGCCGAUCAGCGUAAGAGCAAGUCCCUGAACGGGUUGCAGCUGGACAGCACUGUGAGUGGGGAUAGUGGCCCCGGACAUCUUUCUGACCACCUAAGGGGCCACGGGGCCCACCAACACCCCAAGCUGGAGAGGCAGUCCAGUAAUAAAUAUCACCCACGCAGCAGCAAGAGCAGCAACAACAGCCCCAUCAGCCCCCCGCAGCAAAAGGCAGAGCCAGAGAGACAGAUAGCAGCCACUGAAGAGCUACAUAACCACCACAACAAGGACUCUGGGAGCCUACCCUGGGGGGAGGAGCCAAGAUGGAAGGCUGAGGGGAAUAACCACACCCCCUUCAGUGAGAGGAGCCGGAAACAGGAGAAGGGAGGAUUCAGAAGCUCCUUCAAGAAGCUCUUCAAGAAAAAGUCGGGGGGAGGAGAGAAAGACAAGGACAAAGAUAAGACAGAAAGCCAGAACUCCAGUGAGCAAGAGGCAUGCAAUACCCCAGGAGUUGCCCACCUAGGCAUCGACCGUGGGACUGCUGUGUGAAGUGUGACUAGAACCACACUACAAAUUAAGUGGUCUGAGAAAGGUUUCAAAUAGGUGCCUUGAUAACGCACACACACACUUCUAAGCAAAAUUAUAGGCUUUAUAGACACACAUAGAUACACAAUGCAAUAUGAAACAUGCUGGAAGACCAAAUCAGACUAACGCACUCCUUUCUUAUAUAACUACUGUAAAAAUACUGUAUAGGUUAAGUAUUUGUUUUUGAAUUAGUACUAGUUUUUCCAUUUUAGAGGUCUCCUCAAUAUCCAUGGAGAUAAUAUAUUUUGUAUAAUACUGUAUACUCAUGAACUGAAAUAAUGUAGGUAAAGAUCUAUAAUUUGCCAUCAAGAUGAUUGAAAUAAAUAUCUCCCCCUCACACCAAAAUGUUGAUUUUUAAUGUGAAGUUAUUUUUUGAAUUUUUAUAAAUGAAAUUGUGACAAGACAAAUUAAACAAAAUAAGAAAAGUCCACAUUGUAAUCAAUAUUCUCUAUACCACAUGUUAACCAACCAAUAAUGUAUUUCUGAAAAACUCACAUUGCCUGCUUAGCAAUUACUUCCCUUUAAAAAAUCUAGGUACUUAUCUACAAUGCUUGCAAACCAUAAAAUGUGAAACAGAUUCAACAUUUCCAUCAUAUUUCUGUACGACAGACAACAGCCUUCAGUUCCUUCUUUUAAUGUGUUAACCAGUUUCAUAAAUCUGUUACACAUUUGAAACAAAAUAUAGCAAUUAUACAGUAUGUAAAACCAACCAAUUUUAUUUUACAGUAUAUACAUGUAAUAAUGUGCAUUGCAAUAUGAAAAUGGUAAUGCAGCAUAAAGGAAGAACUAGUUUGUCCAUAAUCAUUACACAUGUUUACUGUGUAAAUUAAAACCAACAUGAAUUUUG